AUGAGCGAUAGUCAGCCGGAAGUGCAAGUCUGGCAGCGCAUGGGUCUGCCCACCGAUCGACACGGAAUGGCAUACCGACUGCGAACACCCACUUCCGUGCGAAAGAGGAGUCAGGAGAUUGCCAGCCAGACUCAACUAGGGAUCAGCGUCGCGACUGCGGAAGACGGAGGAGACUCGGUGGAAUUAGGGUCCUGUGGGCGCCUGAUACCUGAAGAUCUCAAGAACUUCUGGAUAAUGCUCGUGUGCACACACGGAUGGAGCCGCAAAAGUCGCGGAAAGGGGAUACGUAAGUCCUACUUUGAGAAGUCAACAGGGAUUCAAGGCAAACGUGAAAGCAGCAGUGGCGUGGAACGACAGUGA
Phytophthora nicotianae INRA-310 is the source of this 360-nucleotide messenger RNA. RefSeq lists its product as hypothetical. The transcript has 2 exons. The record is from RefSeq and is a predicted model, not a curated record. Lineage: Eukaryota; Oomycota; Peronosporomycetes; Peronosporales; Peronosporaceae. The coding region runs from base 1 to 360 and encodes 119 amino acids.